AAUAUUGCAAAGAGGCCCUUCCUUCCCCAAAUCAUACGCCCUUCUCUCUUUAACGAAAGAAACCAUGCGAGAGACAGAACAGUCGAAACUAGGGCAAGUCUUCAAGAAAUUGCCGGCGCCUGCUAAAGGAAGAAACUGGCCUGGGAAAAUAGGGGCGUCUGCUAAAGGAAGAAAUUAGCGUCUACUGAGUUCGCACCUAUCUGUCAAGCGAAAGGCCGGCCUCGUCGUAGAUUGAAGCAACUGCAUACCCCACUUUGUCCUCCACACAAGUUAGGAACACAAAUGUUUCAGCUAUUCCUACAUCCUUGCCGAGUAAUGAGCCACAAAAUCAAUUUAAGGAGACAUUUUUCAGAGAGGCUGCCUGACUUGGAAGAGACACUCAUGCAGUUCACAGCCCAAAUGCAGAAUCUAAUCAACAUGGCGGGUCAGCCGGCAGAAGCCCGACCUGAGGAGACCAAUAAGGAUGAUCAUGGGAGUGAGUCAGAUUGUGAUGCUAGGAAUAUGAUGGAUUAUACACUUCCGAAUGCUUUUGAAGUCCUGGCUCUCUUUGAACUUCAACAAAAAGAGAAUAGUCUCGAGUCUGUGUUCCAAGAAUUCAUGCAAUACGUGCUAAAGUUUCAAACGGUACGAGCUGAAACAAAUGGAGACACAGAUCAGUGUGAUUUUCAUAUAUAAACUCUCCGGCCGUUUGAUUUACCAUUAGUCUCAACCCCUGACGAGGACAUGGAGCAGAUCAGUAAUGACAUUGAUGAAGCCACUAAAGUAGGUUUGAGAAUUGAAGAUGAGUUGAGAGGAGAUAAUCACGAGAUAUGAGAGAGAGGUAGAGAGAAGAAUGAUGAUCAUAAUGAAGAAUUCCCGCUCCACAUGCAAGAUUACUCAUCUUUUACACAUGCAGCGA
Cuscuta europaea is the source of this 898-nucleotide messenger RNA. NCBI's taxonomy places the organism in Eukaryota, Viridiplantae, Streptophyta, Magnoliopsida, Solanales, Convolvulaceae. The record is from the annotation of a GenBank genome assembly.